CGCGGAAGCGCGCGCCAGUCGACGGCGAGACUUCGCCCGCGCAGCUUCCUCCGUUUGUUUUUCCCUCUCGCCAUCCAGCCGACUGGUCCGUACAUCGUCCUCGUGCGAUUUUUCCAUCGCGAUCGUAAUUGCGUGGAAUCGAGUAUCGGCCGAUCGAUCAGUUUCACGGGCGCGAGCGUCUCCGCGGAAAUAUUCGCGCAAGUGGAAGAGGGAUCCACGUGAUAGCCGCGGGAAAAUCGAGAGUGACAGCGACGUCGUUGGAUCCUCACCUCGGCAGACAGGAUCGUUUGAUGUAGAGCGAGGAGGAUGAUGAGGAUGACAAGGACGACGCGCCGAUUUUUACUGCUGCUGCUACUGCUGCUCCUGUUUCUGGUAGGGGUUUGCCAUGGAAUCCAGCAGUUUGAAGAAACGCCACAAUACACCGAGGUCAAUCCUGGCCAGGACGCCAAGCUGGUGUGUCGAGUCCUCGGGAAGAGAGGGCAGUGCAUUUGGCAGAAGGAUCAAAAGCCAAUAGGUAUGCACUUGAAGAAAUAUGAGUGGGUAGGCGCGCCUGACAUCGGCGACUGUUCGUUAUGGGUCAGAUCAGCAACGUUAGAGUUUGAUGACGGACUUUGGCAGUGCCAAGUAACCGCCAGUGAUUUCACUACGCAGGACGCGUUAGCAUCCGAACCAGCGAGGCUGGUCGUCAGAGUCAGCCCUCAGCGACCGCAGAUAGAGUACGCCGACCGUCUAAUUCUCCCCGGCAGCAACGUGACAGCCCGAGCAGGUGAGAUCGCUACGCUCACUUGCAGAGCGCGGUAUGGGAAUCCUUCGCCUCUAAUUAAAUGGUACGUGGGCGAGACCGAGAUGAGGACGUUGCGGCCCCAGGUAAACUCGACCGAGAUAGAUAAUCCGCGCACUUGGGCAACCUACAGUGUUUGCGAGAUUCUGGCUGAGCGAUCACGUUACGGGCAGCCGAUCAGAUGCGUCGCCAUCCAUCCGGCGUAUGCCAAUCCCACAAUGUCGUCCAGCAUCGAAGUGAGAUUCGACGUGCGAUACGCGCCGGAGACGAGAUUAGUCGGCGUCCCAACUGGCCAGCUCGAGGAGGGCCGCGAUCAGCUGGAAAUCCGAUGUCUCGCUGACGCUAAUCCGCCAGCUUCGAUCCUCUGGAGGAAAACCAAGAGUCCCGGGGUGACGGAAGUGGCUAGUAUCGGAGAGACCCUCAUGUUCUCUCCAAUUUACAGAAAUCAUGCCGCCGUUUACCUCUGCGAGGCGUCAAACAUCGAGGGCGAGAGCAGUCCGGUCUCGGUACAGGUGUCCGUAAAUUAUCCACCGACGAUCAGCGCAGUCGGACCGGACCGACUAACAACUGCAUUGUUGUAUUCCGGUGCAUCGUUCGAAUGCCACGCUGAUGCGAUGCCGCCGGCCGAGUACAGAUGGGCACAGAUAUUCACGGACGGCCGCAUGCCGAUGGAAUGCGGAACCGGGCAGCGAUUGAUCCUGACGAACGUGACGUACGAGCAACAGGGUCAAUACAUAUGUCUCGCCUCCAACAAGAUCAAUGGCAACAUCAGGGAAGUUAAAAGCGACCCUGUGUCCCUGCAAGUGGUCGGCGCUCCACGGGUGGUGAAGCCGACCAUCACGGAGAAGUUUGUCGUCGUGACGACGGAGGGUAGCCCGGCCAGAUUAGAGAUCAGACUGUGCUCCGACCCGAAGCCGCGGCUCGUGGCCUGGGAAUGGGGCAGCACCAGACUGCACGCCGGUGAAGUUCUGGAGCCGCGCUACCGCGCGCUCGAUCUGGAACCGCUGGCUUCGGAGGAUUGCUACACAGCGAUCUUAGAGUUGACAAGCACAGUGAAAGAGGAUCAAAGGCUGUAUCAUGUUAUCGUGGAGAACGAUCGUGGCAGUGACAGACGAGCGCUCAUGCUGAAAGUCGAUGAGCCCGGCCAGAUCCCGCUCGUUAUCGGCGCGGUGGCCGGAUUCACGGUGCUCUCGGUACUGAUAAUGGGAUUCGUUUGUUUCCUACGUUCGGAUAGAUGCUGCGUAGCCAGAAACACGGUGCCGGCGCUGCAGCAAGUGCAUUGUACAAAGGCUUCCAACGCUAUGAUAGAGGAUCCACGCUUGGCAGUGGAUACGAUGGAUCGUACGAGUCAGCAGUUCGUCCCGGAGAAGCGAGCCAAUCACGUUCUGAAGCCCGUCCCGUCGCAGCAAUACCAGCAGGAGUGUUAUCAGCACGACCCGCAACACCAGCAGCAACAUUAUCAGAGGCAUCAUCACCAUGGGCAGCCUCACGGACAAUAUACAUUGCAGGAAAAAUUCCUUCUACAGGACGAGGAACGGGACACGCUAAAUCGGAUUAAAAAAGGCAAGGAACGAGGAGCGCAAACUUUCCACCUUUUCUCCCGGAAAGAUCUCGAGGGUUUUAUAUAUAAAUAAAAUAUUGUAUUUGUUCCCGACACACACACACAUACGACCAACGUGGAAAAUGUAUAAAUAUAGACACACGUUACGUUUUAAUGUACCCGACACAAUCUACUGGGUCGUCCAAAAAUUUGUUGAUAUCUCACACACCAAGACGGUCCCCAACCUUUUUCCUCAAGAGAGCCACAUUCAAAUCUUCGUAAUGACCGGCGAGCCGGAUAAGCUUUAUUUUUGCAAAUCAUAUAAAAACAAAGUAUCUGUAUUUUAAAAUUUUAUAUUACAAAAGUCCGACGCAGCGACGACUGAGCCGCAUAAUAUAUUGUUAUAUAUAUAAUAGAUAUUAUUAUUAUUAUUAUAUAUAUAUAAAACGUCAAUUUCUUAGCGGACCGGGGUCGCAGGUUAGGUUGGGGACCCCUUACACCGAUGAAAGUAAUUAACGCGUACGCCAUCCUCGCUCACGUCUUUUUUCGCGUGCUAAAGUUUAUUAUGAUGUUACGAUCGUUGUAUAGUAUAACUAUGCGAUUAUACAGGAGACGACACACUAUCCAUUAGCGACUACUCGCGCAAGAAGUUUUUAGACGAUCCAACGUUAAAUUACAAUACUUAUGCGGUGACACGGCGUGCGGCGCGGCGCGCGCAAGCAUCGAACGUAUCACGUUCUCCGAUCGCGAUAGUCGCUUGAGUGAUUUAUGCGCUCGGUAGGGUGCAUUACGCAUGCAUUUGGUUGCAUCUAGUGUCUCGGGUGUCCCUCCACCAAUUACCGCUGUGUCCUUGUUUGUAAUUUAAUUUAGAUAGAUGUGUACAUAAGUAGAACGUGUCGACGAUAAUGCCAACCCCCCCCCCCCCGGCCUUCUUUCUUGCCGGUCGAUUGAACGCGCGCGAGAUUCUCAGUCUGUGAGUCGCAUCUCAUCCUUGUAAAAAGUAACCGGAUUAAGCUUGAAUUGAGUGGAAUUCAUUACGGCUGAAAUUGAAACGCUUAAUCGUAAACUGAAUUCCUAUCAAUUCUCUCUCCCCGCCGAGAGAGUCUCACUCAGCUCUUUCGCUUCUCGCCGGGAUAGCUCAUCUCGAUCGUUUCUGUUCUGAUUUCGCUUGCAUCCAGAAAGGAGUGUAUUCCCUGCAGCCGCGCGUCCUGCGGGAUUCAAGAACGUAAGACUGAAAUCGACCGAGAUCGCCGAAUUUUACGCUCGCACAAGUAGCAGCUCUCUUAAUGACAGACGGCCGAUCGCGCACAUCGAGAUCAUCCAAUCGUUUUUCGAAAACUUACACGGAUUAUAAGAGGAGAAUAGCUGUAAUUAAUUGUUACGCGAAAAACUCGUUACUGCCAUACAUUACCCCAUACUGCCACGUUUAAAAAUUGUAGGCGCGAUUAGCAGAUAUCGAUAUUGCAGACGUAAUUCUUUUUUUUUCUUCUUCUUUCGUUCGACCGUUGAUGUAUACUCUGAUAAUUGCGAAUAGAGAUGUGCGAACUAUUCGAAAAUUUCGAAUCUAGAUGGAUCGAAUACUAAUAAUAUACAUUGUCAAUUUUAUAAAAUCAUAUUUCCCGUUAAUAAGCAAAAGUACGAUCAUGUUAAUAGGUGCAUUCAGUAUUAUAACCGCUUACUGAACAGCUGUAGCGUUCAAAAAAGUUUAUUUCUAAUUUUUGACGUGCCCUGUGACCUUAUUAUAAAUUGUAAAUAAAAGUUUAAA
This is a messenger RNA of Temnothorax curvispinosus, 4086 nucleotides long. RefSeq names its product hemicentin-1-like. The transcript has 13 exons. Gene Ontology annotation, cellular component: cell-cell junction. Lineage: Eukaryota; Metazoa; Arthropoda; Insecta; Hymenoptera; Formicidae. Bases 307 to 2415 code for a protein of 702 amino acids. Gene Ontology annotation, biological process: cell-cell adhesion. Gene Ontology annotation, molecular function: cell adhesion molecule binding. The record is from RefSeq and is a predicted model, not a curated record.